Dermochelys coriacea (leatherback sea turtle) is the source of this 801-nucleotide messenger RNA. Its product is annotated as olfactory receptor-like protein OLF1. Gene Ontology annotation, cellular component: membrane. The transcript is spliced from 2 exons. Gene Ontology annotation, molecular function: odorant binding; olfactory receptor activity. Gene Ontology annotation, biological process: G protein-coupled receptor signaling pathway; sensory perception of smell. NCBI's taxonomy places the organism in Eukaryota, Metazoa, Chordata, Testudines, Dermochelyidae. The record is from RefSeq and is a predicted model, not a curated record. The coding region runs from base 1 to 801 and encodes 266 amino acids.
AUGGGCAGGGCAAGGGAUACGCACCUGCCUCCACUUGACAUUCAGCUCCACUUCCCCCUGUUUGGGCUGUUCCUACUGCUUUAUGGUAUCACCCUGGUGGGGAAUGGGGGGAUGAUCUUGUUAAUCACAAUUGACCCCCGACUCCACACGCCCUUGUACUUUUUCCUCAGGAAUUUGUCUUUCUCUGACCUCUGCCUUUCCUCGACAAUUUCCCCUCAGACGCUGCUCAAUUUCUUAGCCGAGAGGAAAAACAUUUCUUUCACUGCCUGUGCUGUUCAAAUGUCUCUCUCUAACGCUUUUGCAGAUUCUCAGGGCUUCUUGCUGACUGUGGUGGCGUAUGACUGUUAUGUGGCCAUCUGUAACCUGCUGCUCUGUACGGUCACCAUGUCCAGGCAGCUUUGUAAACAACUGGUGGCUGGGGUGUACGUUCUGGGUGUUUUGGAUUCAAUGAUAUUUACGUGUUUUACAUUUUGGCUGUCAUUCUGCAGCUCCGACCUCAUCAAUCAUUUCUCCUGUGAAUUCCCCCCACUGCUAGCGCUCUCCUGUUCUGACACCUGCUUCAUUAAGAUUAUGAUGUUUGUUUUCACGUUGUGCGUUACAGUCAGCAUCUUGUGGCCAUCCUCCUCUCCUAUGUCUAUAUCACUCUCCACCAUUCUGCAGAUCUGCUACACUGAGUGCCGGCGCAAAGCCUUCUCCACCUGCAUUUUCCACUUGACAACUGUGGCCCUGUAUUUUGUUACCCUCCUCUUCAUGUAUUUACGUCCAACCUCCAGCAAUUCCAUGGACAGAGACAUAGGUUAA